Molecule: messenger RNA, 639 nt
Organism: Phragmites australis (common reed)
Lineage: Eukaryota; Viridiplantae; Streptophyta; Magnoliopsida; Poales; Poaceae
Product: Holliday junction resolvase MOC1, chloroplastic-like
Exons: 1
Coding region: 1-639 (212 amino acids)
Source: RefSeq, a predicted model, not a curated record
AUGGGAGCCGGAGAGAGAGAAGAAGGCCGGAGCUCGGGGAGGGAGAGCGCGGUGGCCUGGCGGAGAGAGCGCGACGUCGGAGAAAAAGCGACGGCGCAAAGGAAGAGGCGGCCGGAGAGGGUGGCGCGCCCGGAGAAGAAGGUCGGCCGGGGCGGUGAAGGCGGCGUAGCGCGGGAUGGUGGCCGGCCGAGAUGGGGAGCUCGGCGGCGGGACGGCAAGAAGGGCGACCGGGAGAAGCGGCCGAGGCGGCUUCGGCGGCGGUGCGAAGGAGCAGCAGAUGCCGACCGGGCAGCGGAAGAGGUCCGGCUCGGGCCGGGCUACCUGGGCAGCGCGGCUGAGCGGAGGCUCGGCAGCACGGCACGGCGAAGGUCCGGGACGGCGGACCGGAGUGGAGAAGCGGCGUGCACGGCGGUGCAACACAAAGGAGCAAGGGAGGCCGGAGGGGUUGAAGGCGGAGCUCACCGGCGGAGGAGGGGCGGAGCUUCCCGACGGCACACAUGCGGCGUCACAGGCCGGGGCGGUGAAGGCGGCGUGACGCGGCUGGGCGCGGCGCGCAGACGGCGUGGUGGAGGCUCAGCGGAGGAGAAUGGCUCGGACGGCGCGACGCCGGCAGGUGUGCACGACCGAGCGGCUGUGUAG